AUGAAGUCGAACGUCGCAGCUCUCGUUCCGCUCGCUUUGGCGGGCACAGCCCUCGGCGCCGCCGUCCCGUCUGGCAAGACCUCCUGCCAGGACUUGUGGACGGAGGCUCCGAAGCACUUGCCUUCGCUCGAGGUGUACUACGCCGAUGACGUCGCUGCGGGCACCAACUUUACGACGCCGUACGCUACGCCCGCUUACCCGCAGGCCGUCCCCGAAGUUCCCGCUUUCUGUCGCUUCGGAGCGUACAUCCACACCUCCAACUCGUCCAAGGUCCAGUUCGAGGUCUGGCUCCCGACGGCGGCCCAAUGGUCGGGUCGCUUCGCCAUGGUCGGCAACGGCGGUGACGCUGGAGGCGUGAACUUCCCCGACAUGUGGGCUCCUAUCGCCAAGUACGGCUUUGCUGUCGCCUCGACCGACACGGGACACAACGGUACAUCGGGAGACGGCACCUUCGCGCUCAACGGUCCCGAAACCCAGAUCGACUUUGGCUACCGCGCCGUCCACCUCACGACCGUCUACUCGAAGGAGAUCCUCAAGCUCUACUAUGGCAAGAAGCAGAAGACGUCGUACUGGCUCGGCUGCUCGAGCGGAGGCAAGCAGGGCCUCAAGGAGGUUCAGAUGUUCCCCGACGACUACGACGGCGUCAUUGCCGGAGCCGCCGCUCAGUGGUGGCAGCACCUCAACGCGCAGACGUACCGCAUUAACGCCCUUGUCAACCCAACGACGUCGCCCAACCACCUCAACGCUUCCGACUACACCGUCAUCGGCGCCGAGGUCUACAAGCAGUGCGACGAGCUCGACGGCGUCAAGGACGGCGUCAUCCGCAACCCGCGCAAGUGCAAGCCCGACCUCUCGCCGCUCCUUUGCUCGGCUGCCGGCGCGAACCAGUCGACCUGCCUCACGCAGGGCAAGAUCGACACGAUGCACGCGAUUUGGGCCAACUGGACCGCUACGACUCGCGACGAGUUUCUCUUCUACGGCUUCGAGCCUGGAGCAGAGGCGGCCGGCAAGGUCUUCUCGGUUAACGGCAUGCCCUACGGUCCUGGACCCGACUACUUCCGUUACCAAGUCCUGAAUGAGACGACCGUCGGUACCUUCACCGCCAACGAGACGGAGCUCGAGCGCCUGCUCGCUAUCGCCGAUGAAACCGAUCCAGGCCAAACCAACGCAUGGAACCCCAAUAUUCAGAAGUUCCUGAAGAAGGGCAAGCUCCUCACCUACGUCGGACUCGCCGACACGCUCAUCCCGACCGGCUCGACCAUCGGCUACUACGAGCGCGUCCGCUCCGCCCUCGGCCAGCCCAAGAACUUCAACGACGCGUACAGGCUCUUCACCGUUCCCGGCAUGUGGCACUGCAGGGGCGGUCCUGGUGCCUACAACUUUGGCGGGCCCGGUCAGCGCCAGCUCAGCCUUGGCGGCGGCGGACAAGGCUCCUCCUUCGACUCGCAGCACGACAUGGUCCUCGCCAUGAUUGACUGGGUCGAGAAGGGCAAGGCGCCCGAGACGAUCAUCGCGACGAGCUACGUCGGCGCCGACAAGCGCAACGGGACUGCGUUCGAGCGCCCGCUUUGCACGUACCCCAAGGAAGCGGUCUAUAUCGGCGGAGACCAGAACAAGGCGUCGAGCUUCGAGUGCAAAUAUGUCGGCUAG
Molecule: messenger RNA, 1650 nt
Organism: Rhodotorula toruloides NP11
Lineage: Eukaryota; Fungi; Basidiomycota; Microbotryomycetes; Sporidiobolales; Sporidiobolaceae
Product: feruloyl esterase-like protein
Exons: 10
Coding region: 1-1650 (549 amino acids)
Source: RefSeq, a predicted model, not a curated record